This is a messenger RNA of Aspergillus nomiae NRRL 13137, 2848 nucleotides long. RefSeq names its product zinc-coordinating transcription factor SFP1. Gene Ontology annotation, cellular component: nucleus. The record is from RefSeq and is a predicted model, not a curated record. NCBI's taxonomy places the organism in Eukaryota, Fungi, Ascomycota, Eurotiomycetes, Eurotiales, Aspergillaceae. The transcript has 3 exons. The coding region runs from base 1 to 1992 and encodes 663 amino acids.
AUGCUUGGGUUGUCAGAGACGCUCAGUCCUCCUCCUCUUCAUUACUCUCCUUCCGUUGGGGAACACGAUCGCACAUCCUCUCGGGACUCGACCCCUGUUACCACUCCACUCGGGUUUGGCGUACCGUCGCGCAGGGAAAAGGUCUCUGAUUGUUCGUGGCCUCGAAACUCAUUUGGUCUCCUCGACGACCAGUCAUCGUAUUUCGACCCGACGAAGUUAUACUCGCAACCUCAAGAAGACUACGACUUCCCUCUUUCCCCUUCGCCCCCUUUGACCUCGGGCACGAUGAACAAUACAGCAGCUCCAAUUGACAUCGCCACUCGCCAGACCUCGGUCUCUCCCCCUGGGCAACAGGCGUCGAAUUUGACCUCUGCUCUCCAGAGAGCUGGAAAUGGCGAGCGGACCGGUAGCAUAUCUCACGCGGGCGGCGUUGGAAUCAAUAUAUUCAAAGCCCCACCACCUCGUAAAGACUCCAUCGGCGCAGCGACCGCACAAUGGGGUAAUGGCUCGAAACCUAUUUCUAUGUCUGGUUCCAACCGCGAUAAACAGCGCCGUGAGUCAUUGGCCGGGAGCCUGGUUGGCGGUAUGAGCUGGGGGGGUGUUUCUGUUGGCAGUUGGAUACGCGAUGAUAUUUUAAUGACUGGCACAUCCCCAUUUACUUUCCAGUCACCUUCAUUUCAUUCGUCAUCUUAUCUCCCAAAGCUGGAAGCCAACUUCAUGCGAGACUUUUCUUGCUGUGGUGUGACAUUACCUACUCUUCACGAUCUCCUACAGCACUAUGAAGAAGCCCACGCCACUAAAUCGCCACACCAGGGGCAUCGCCCAAGUCAAGCUGACGGCCGGGCUGCUUUAGCUGCUGCUGCCAUGGCGCACCAACAGAAUCAGCAGAACAACAAUCAGAACCGUGGAUUACAGCCCGAGAGCACUCAGCGGAAACUAAAUCAGAGCCAGCCGCCUCAGCAGCACUCCGAUCUCGAUGCAAUCGAUGAUAUGGAGUUGGACGAGCCGAUGGGUGAUCAUGAUGCAUCGUCGCAGCUGUUUUCGCCUCAGCCACAAAAUGGCAACCAGGGAGGAUUUGGCCAUUCCAAUCAAAGGGUGCCUCAUUUGAAUCUGUCGAUGCUGCCAGGACAUCAAGGUUUCAAGGGAUCUCAACCCGGCACCCCUGUGGCUUCUGGUCGCCCCCUGUCGUUGCAGAAUAACCCCACUGUUUCCUCGGUGAAUACGCCGACUUUGAUGUCGAAUCCACUUCAGAACUCUCAGUUCCGGUCAACGCCCGAUUCGUCCACACCGGGAACCCCGGCCGAACUUGACGAGAGCGUGCUUGGCGGCUUCGGUGACAUGGGGAUGCAGACUAACAACAUGAUGCAAGGCCAGGAGCAAUUCGCUCGCUUUGCUGCCAACAACGAUAUGGUGGAUCUCUGUAUUGACGAGCCGGCGAAACGUUUAUUCAGCCCGACCGGGGGAAUCAAUACACCCAAUGCUCAUUUCAAGCUUAGUGGGGCACAGUACGGCCCAAAUAGUGAAAUUGCCCGCAGAAUCAGAGAACAGCAACUACUGGCCGGUGUUCCCGAUACCACCGCAUUGCUUCCAAAUGAAGAACCAAAGCCUUUCCGUUGCCCUGUUAUUGGCUGCGAGAAGGCGUACAAAAACCAGAAUGGUUUGAAAUAUCACAAAGCUCACGGCCAUAACAACCAACAAUUACAUGAUAAUGCAGACGGUACCUUUUCCAUCGUUAACCCAGAAACCUCGACGCCGUAUCCUGGAACACUCGGCAUGGAGAAAGAAAAACCAUACCGUUGCGAGGUGUGUGGCAAACGUUACAAGAACUUGAAUGGUCUCAAGUAUCACAAAUCGCAUUCUCCGCCGUGCAACCCUGACUUCCAACUUGCCGCUGGCCGCAACCUGGCUUUCGGCGGAGGAGUCAUGCAGGGACAAAAUAUUAAUGUUGCCGGGGCUGGUCUACCUGGUAUUGGUGAAGAGGGUCUUCUAUAGAAGGUCUCGUGGUUUUACAAAGCUUGAAAGAUAUUGCUUUGCCCUUAUCUUCAAUUCCACAUAAUUCAAUUCGACGAUUUGACAGCUUCGUCGCGUGACAUACGACUUUAUGACCGGUUCGGUGGUUUGGAGUUACGUUUGGUAUGAACGCCCUGUCGAUCGCGGUUCUUUGGGGCCGCCGCGAUUGAUCUGAUAAUGAACAGUCAGUCCUUUUGGUGCCCUCGAAAGACUUCCGUUGAGGUACACUUACGAGUUCCCGGAACGCUUGUCGGUAUAUGAUUUUCGGCUUCUGUUGUUUUCGUGACUUUUUUUUUGCAUAUUUGGGCUUUGGGAAGCAGCACCCGGUGUCUCAAUUACCUCUUGUCCUCUUAUCCCCGUGAUUGUCAUUAUUAAUGGACUUUAUCGAUCCUUGGAUUCGUGACACUCAGGUGAGGUUGCGUUUUUUUAAUCUCCGAAGACAGCAAAUGCGGGGAUCAAACAAAGUUGGAACUCACCACCGGGCUUGAUGUGUCCUUCGUUAUUCGUCUUCAGACAUCUGGCCGCCAUUUCCCGAGCACCAUGGAAGAGAAAAAAAAAUGGCAUACCGGCGUCGAUCCUGUAGAUAAUGGUUCCAGGCCAGAGCUUGCUUUCUUGUUUUUACCUGUGCUGGUGGUGUUUAUGGAGAAUCUGGGGCUAUAACUUUUUCUUGAUAUGCGUUGACCCCCUUUGGCUUGUUAUUUCUUGAUAGAGUCUUCUUGAUUUGCUUGAUUCCCAUGGCUUCGUUUUGUUCUGCGAAAAGGAAAAAAGUUUGGAAAAUAUUGCUUGGAUGCCCUGUCACAUUUGUUAAAUGAUAAACUAUAUUUCCUUCGAAUUGAAG